AAUUUAACUUUCAAUUUCGAUUUAAUUCAGGAAAACAUGGAGUCCGUCUGAUGUGUGAUUGUAGAAUUGAUUUGAUAAACCGAACAGUUUUAGAGCUUUAAAGAAAACAUCCGACAGAAAGAACACUUUAUAACGUAAACCCCUGCUCGGUUGAACGUUUCAGAUUACGCCUGGUGUCACGUUAACUUCCCUGGCAGACAUAUACGGUCGUUGUUGUCGUUGCCGGAGUCCCAGCAGUGAAUCAGCAUGUUGGAAGAAACCGGGCCGGAGUGGUUGUCUGAGGAGGUGAAAACCGGAACGACUAUCAUUGCCAUAGAGUUCAAUGGAGGGGUCGUGCUCGGGUCUGAUUCCCGAGUGUCUGCAGGGGAUUCAGUGGUGAACAGGGUGAUGAACAAGUUGUCUCCCCUCCAUGACAAGAUCUACUGUGCUCUGUCAGGCUCUGCAGCAGACGCCCAGACCAUCGCUGAGAUGGUCAACUACCAGCUAGAUGUUCACAGUAUUGAGAUAGAUAAGGACCCCCGUGUUCGCUCAGCUGCCACUCUGGUGAGGAACAUCUCGUACAAGUACAAGGAGGAGUUGUCAGCGCAUCUUAUUGUGGCUGGCUGGGACAGAAGAGAUGGAGGACAGGUGUUUGCCACCCUGAAUGGUCUCCUGACAAGGCAGCCUUUUGCAGUUGGUGGCUCUGGCAGCUCAUACGUUUAUGGAUAUGUUGAUGCUGAGUAUCGCAGGAACAUGAACAAGGAGGAGUGCCAGCAGUUUGUUCUCAACACUCUGUCUUUGGCAAUGAACCGUGAUGGCUCCAGUGGUGGCGUGGCCUAUAUUGUCUCCAUUGAUGAACACAGCACAGAGGAGAAAGUCAUUCUAGGAAAUGACUUACCCACCUUCUUUGAUCAGUGAGCAAUAUGUUCUCAUCUCUAGUCUGCCAAGCCACUGUUGUGCAGGAUACAACUAGGGAUUUGUUUUGCUCACAAAAGCCAUUACACACACUUUUGCUCAGCUGUCAACAAAUUCAGCUUGUAACUAAAAAACAUUUAUUUUUAAAUACUGCAAUAAAAUAAUAAUUUCCAAAGCUAUUUCAAGUGAAAUGUGGGGUAGCCUUUGUGUUUGUGUAAUUUAAAAAGCUGAUUGCACCCUCACAUCACCAGGUAAAGCUGAUGGAGUUUGUGGCUCAUUAUUAAGAGACUUUGAAUUAUAAUGAAGAAGAAAGUUAUCUCACCAGAGGGAUGUUGGCAAAAAUUUAGUUAGCUCCAUCCCUUGACUAAGUUAAAUUAAGGACAGCUUCAGAGUCAGACAUGGAAAUGAUCACUGUGUCUGUCCUCAAAUGGUCUUUUUCUCGAGCCACUUACUUCUCCUAAACUUGUUGCAAGACUCAUUACUCAGUCCAUGAGGCUGCAAACAUGACAACAGCACUAUCAAUUUGUGUGUAAUGGUGGCAGAGUAAAUAAAAGUUCAUUUAACAAAACCUGCAAAACCCUUGACAUUCCUUAAACCUCUCUAUAAAUAGAGCCACAGAAACUCUGCCACACUCUGUAACAUCAGCAGCAGCUGUGUGAGGUAUUCAGUCUGACAAACCAAAAAGUGAAAGUCACAUUUGUUGCACUACCACUGGAUUAUGUCACCCUCCACUGUUUACCUCCACUUGCCUGGUUGAUGGUUGGUCACCUGCCCACAUGAUUUAGACUUGACAUUUUUAAAAGCCUGCUUAAAUUUAAAAUGUGCACUAUGAGUCGUGCAUAGAGCCCAAGCAUGCUUUUAUGUCAAUAAUGUGAAAUUUAAAAUAAAGCUUGUGUUGAAAAAUGAA
This is a messenger RNA of Cottoperca gobio, 1801 nucleotides long. RefSeq names its product proteasome 20S subunit beta 9a (gene psmb9a). Gene Ontology annotation, molecular function: threonine-type endopeptidase activity. Lineage: Eukaryota; Metazoa; Chordata; Actinopteri; Perciformes; Bovichtidae. Bases 247 to 897 code for a protein of 216 amino acids. The record is from RefSeq and is a predicted model, not a curated record. Gene Ontology annotation, cellular component: proteasome core complex; cytoplasm. The transcript has 6 exons.